This is a messenger RNA of Vicia faba (fava bean), 975 nucleotides long. The record is from the annotation of a GenBank genome assembly. Lineage: Eukaryota; Viridiplantae; Streptophyta; Magnoliopsida; Fabales; Fabaceae.
AUGACUUCCACCAUCCCCACUUCACCAUCCUUCUCCAUCCUCUCCUUCAAUCCCACUUUCACCAACACUCCUUCUCAAUUCCCACCUAACCUCCCUCUCCCUCGCCGCCCCCGCCACCCUCGAUUCACCGUCAAAGCCCACUCUUCCAACUCCCCCGUUCUUCACCACCUCAAAAACAUCGCCGGAGCAGCAGUCUUCUCUGUUGCAACCGCCACUUCCGUACUCACAUUUUCACCUUCCCCUGCCAGAGCCCAACCGCCGCCUACACUCACCGAAGUCAUCGACGAAACUGAAAUCGAAACCGAAACAGAUGCAGUUCUCGCCGACGCUGACACCACAGAAACAUCGCCUCUGUCCGAAUUCCUCGAAACAAACUAUGAAUCUUCAUCACCGGAAGCUCUGAAGUCUCUUCUUCAGCAGAAGCUCGACCUAGGCGAAGACGAAGAGGCGUUAAAGAUCCUCAAACACCUGAUCUCAUCGCAACCACAAGUAUCAGACUGGAAGUUCCUCGCGGCGAGGUUAACUACCGAAAUUGGAGAUACCGACAGCGCAAGAACUUUCUAUGACGAAAUCCUAAAGUCAAACCCGCUUUCUUUCGAAGCGCUUUUCGAAAACGCGCUUUUGAUGGACCGUUGCGGAGAAGGAGAUGCUGUAAUUGAAAGGCUUGGAGUUGCUUUGGAAGACAACAAGGAAAAGGAAGCCAGGGAUGUGAAGUUGAUAAUGGCUCAGAUUCUGUUUCUGCAAAAGAAUGUUGAUGAAGCUUUGGGUAUGUAUGAGGUAUUAAUCAAAGAAGAUGCUAAUGAUUUUAGACCUUAUUUUUGCAGGGUAGUGAUUUAUACAUUGCUUGAUAAGAAUUAUGAAGCUAAGGAGGAAUUUGCAAAGUAUAGGGAUUUGUCACCUAAGAAGUUUGAGGUUGAUGGUUACUUGAGAACACCUUUGUCAAGGAUCAAAGAUUUUGGUACUGAUCAAAGCUAG